AGAUGGUCGUUGUGCAAUGGCUGUAAAUCCCACCAACUUAAUGUUUCCACAAAGUAAAUUGGACUUUAUGGUUUGUGGUGUUACCCAAGUACACUAUACACCUGUAACAAAUAUGUGCGUUUCUACUUUGGAAAAUGGUGAUAUAGUUUUUCUCGAUACCAGAGAAUUGCACUAUGAAUGUCCUGUGGGUAAAAAAUUCGGUGAAAGGCGUAUGCUUUGUGCCAUGGAUGUUAAGAAGUUAGAUGGAAAACCUUUGGCUAGACUACCCAAAGGAAAUGAAAAGAAUCUUAACGUUAAAGUACCCACCGAAUGGUCAAUGCAUGAUGAGAAUUACAAAGAAAAAUAUGGUUUAGUAUUUGAACCAUUGCUAAAGCUUAAGGAAGAACAUAAAAACGCCUAUUUAAGUGAAAAGAGAUGUCCGCCUACGAAUAUUAUACCUUUAAUGCGUAUUAAUACGUUACGUUGUAAUUUAAAUCUAAAUGCUAAAAACUUAAUUGCUGUGGGAUAUGAAAAUGGUUUCUUACGUUUAGUAAAUUUUAAUAAGGAAAGGGAUAUUUGCUAAAAUUGGUAAAAAAAACUGUUUAAAAAUGUAUAUAAUGUAGAAAAUGCAGUAAUAUUAUUUAAACAAAUAGAAAAUUUCUGUUACUUUUUAUUUGUUUUUAAUAAUUCUUUUACAAAAGAAGCAGACAAGCUUUUUGUCUUAAAUUUAAAAUUGUUGA
Messenger RNA from Lucilia cuprina (Australian sheep blowfly), 719 nucleotides. RefSeq lists its product as uncharacterized. The transcript has 2 exons. Bases 17 to 562 code for a protein of 181 amino acids. Lineage: Eukaryota; Metazoa; Arthropoda; Insecta; Diptera; Calliphoridae. The record is from RefSeq and is a predicted model, not a curated record.